Molecule: messenger RNA, 704 nt
Organism: Ipomoea nil (Japanese morning glory)
Lineage: Eukaryota; Viridiplantae; Streptophyta; Magnoliopsida; Solanales; Convolvulaceae
Exons: 2
Coding region: 163-459 (98 amino acids)
Source: RefSeq, a predicted model, not a curated record
UAUAGGUAACUCACUUCCUGGAAAUGAAAACAGGAAAACGGCAAAACCCUUCGUCCCUUCCAAUUCACAAAGCAAUUCUAAAACCCUAACCUGAAGGGAUAGCUCGGAAUUUCAGACCUCAACUGCGAAUCACAAAAUUUCUCCAUAGACUUCGCUGCAUCUAUGGAGGGAUUACAAAAAACAUUCCGCGAUGCCGUUUCACAGGAUCCAAAGGCCAGCUUAAGCGCAAUCUCGUCUUUUUUUGAAAAAUCAAAGCACAACUCCUCUGCCUCUGCUUCUUCAUCCGCCGAUCACUCUCAGCUCUUGAUCACUCGACCUCCCAGGCAAAUGAUAUCGGCGUGGACGUGCUCAAAGCUUUGUGCCGUUUGCUUUGUUGCCGGAAUAUUCGUUGGUUACACGUUGAAGAAGCGUGUCCGCAACUGGGCUUGCAAACUACUCAAGCAGAUCAAGAAGGAUUGACUUCACAGUUCCCAGUUCCCAUAUCACUGCAGAAUUUACAAGUGUUUUGAUGAAUUUAAGGAUUCAAACUGUUCUUUGGAACAAUUGUAUUGCUAAUUCUGGAUUAGCCGUUUUCGAUAUUAAAAUCUUUUUCCAUUUGGACUAGCAUUUAGUAUUCCUUUUUAUACUGCUGACAAUUUGGGUUACAUUUGUGUCACUGCAACGUCAUCAUUUCAGCAUGAAUAGAACAUAUUUCUUCUAUAGCA